This is a messenger RNA of Nerophis lumbriciformis (worm pipefish), 804 nucleotides long. The record is from RefSeq and is a predicted model, not a curated record. Lineage: Eukaryota; Metazoa; Chordata; Actinopteri; Syngnathiformes; Syngnathidae.
AUGUGUUUAUGUUUGAGUGCACAGCGGUGGGACAUCCGGAAUGGGGAACCCGUAGACGGAGACUCGCACGCGCUCGCGCACAAAAUGGAUUUGAAGGGGACCACUUUUGGAAGGUUUAUGAAUUGUAGGGUUCCGGCCAAUAAGAGAUACCAGCCGACGGAAUAUGAACAUGCUGCUAACUGUGCUACACACGGGUUAUGGAUUCUACCGAGCCUGGUGGGUGGUUCUGUGCUGUACUUCCUGUCAGGGGACCUAUGGCAUCGCAUUGCUGCCUGGCUAUAUGGCAGCGGACUCACAGGCCUCUUUGUCACCUCAACACUCUUCCAUGCUGCUGCCUGGAAAAUCAGCCACCUCAGAAAGGUGGAGCAACUUUUCCACAUGUGUGACCGGAUGGCCAUCUACUUCUUCAUAGCGGCUUCAUACUCUCCCUGGUUGAUGCUGAGGGAACUGGGCCCGUGGGCAUGCCACAUGCGCUGGCUGAUUUGGGUCAUGGCUUUUUUCGGGUCAAUAUAUGUCUUCUUCUUCCAUGAGAGGUACAAGCUGGUAGAGUUGCUGGGGUAUGUGGCCAUGGGAGCUGUUCCUGCUCUGGUCAUCCUGUCUAUGGUGGACCACGAAGGUGUGUGUGAACUCGCCAUGGGAGGAGUCUUCUACGUAGUGGGUGUGGUCUUCUUCAAGAGCGAUGGUUUCGUCCCCUUCGCUCACGCUAUUUGGCAUCUUUUCGUGGCAGCCGGAGCAGGAAUUCACUACUACGCCAUCUGGAGGCACCUCUACUUGCCUCAGACCCUCAUGGAGACCUCCAGGUGA